Molecule: messenger RNA, 210 nt
Organism: Histoplasma mississippiense
Lineage: Eukaryota; Fungi; Ascomycota; Eurotiomycetes; Onygenales; Ajellomycetaceae
Exons: 2
Coding region: 1-210 (69 amino acids)
Source: RefSeq, a predicted model, not a curated record
AUGACAAGCGGAGGAUACUCCACCCCCAGACAGAGGAAUACGAGGCAGGCAACCAACAGAUCUCGGAUGAAUGCGAUGUCCGAUGCGCUGGCCCACGGGCAGUCAGCUUUCGAGGAUUUUGCAGCUCGGAAUGCAAUCCACGAAUCUAAGAAAUCCCCAGUGCCUGACCUCCGACAUCUUCCCCAGGCAACAAAGCUAGUUGUUGCUUGA